Molecule: messenger RNA, 234 nt
Organism: Auanema sp. JU1783
Lineage: Eukaryota; Metazoa; Nematoda; Chromadorea; Rhabditida; Rhabditidae
Source: the annotation of a GenBank genome assembly
AUGCGUCCAAUAAGUCUGUCUACUGCAACUAUCAAGUUUGAAGAUCCAGCCAUUGAGGCUGAUCCAGCUUUAUACAGAGAACGUAAAGUGUUUGGUUUAUCUGUCCCUCUGAUUGUUGUAUGCAUCUGUUUAGCAGUUAUUUUCCUUGGGGCAGCAGCCAUCACAACUUUGCUCCUUAUUUUCUGUAAACGACCAGAACCUACUUCCGAUCCAUUUAUUAUACCGUCUAAUUAA